Miscanthus lutarioriparius is the source of this 390-nucleotide messenger RNA. Lineage: Eukaryota; Viridiplantae; Streptophyta; Magnoliopsida; Poales; Poaceae. The record is from the annotation of a GenBank genome assembly.
AUGAACAUCCAGAGGAAGCCUGGAGACUGGAACUGCAAGAACUGUCAGCACCUCAACUUCAGCCGCCGUGAUUACUGUCAGCGUUGCCGUGACCCACGCCCUGACUUGCAGUUCAGUGACGGCUAUAGCACGGGUGGUGUGCUGACCUCCCUGGACAUCCGCCCAGGGACUUCCCAGCAGGACAAGGUGCAGGCGGCGCUGAGGGUGACUUUGCUCGCGGACGCGACAGCGCCGCAGUUCGUGCUGGGUGGAAAGCUGGCGACUGGAUCUGCACAAGGUGAUCAGACUAUUUCUGCUUCCUUUCAGCCUGGUUGCAACGUGCACAACUUUGCUAGUAGGAUGGAGUGCUAUAGGUGCAAUGGACCAAGGGAGGCAGGCACCGGGAAGUAA